Molecule: messenger RNA, 321 nt
Organism: Ilex paraguariensis (yerba mate)
Lineage: Eukaryota; Viridiplantae; Streptophyta; Magnoliopsida; Aquifoliales; Aquifoliaceae
Source: the annotation of a GenBank genome assembly
AUGCUUCAAGGAGAUGAUUUUACCCAUGGUGAUGGAAAAGGUGGGGAAUCCAUCUAUGGAGAAAAGUUUGCUGAUGAGAAUUUCAAGCUCAAGCAUACUGGACCAGGGCUUCUGGCAAUGGCGAACCCUGGCCCCGACACCAAUGGUUCACAGUUCUUCAUCACAACUGUGACAACCAGCUGGUUGGAUGGCCGCCAUGUUGUCUUUGGGAAGGUGCUAUCCGGAAUGGACGUGGUUUACAAGAUUGAAGCUGAAGGAAAGCAAAGCGGAACACCCAAAAGCAAAGUCGUGGUUGCAGACAGUGGCGAACUUCCUUUGUGA